CAACCUCUGUUCGCACCACGUCGUCGUGCCGGUCGCUUAAGUCGUGUGCAAAGCCGGUGUCUCUCUCCGUCCCUUGGACUUCCCCCCUCUCCUGUGCUGCUGUUGAAAGAGAGACGGGGAGGAUAAACGAAGCCAAAGCAAAUCAAAAGAGUUUGAAUCUUCAUUCCUCUACUCCUCAACCCACUUUGCCGCCUUUCUUUCUCUCUCUCUCUCUCUCUCGUACUUCAGAAUGCGAUCGAGUCUCGAAAGUUUCGGAUGAGGAGGAGAAGAAGACCAUGACGACGACGACGACGAAGAAGGAGUGAGUAAUCUUUUGGGUUGAGCGACGAGUGGUUCCCAAAUGGAGCAGUAUGAGGUCUUGGAGCAGAUAGGGAAGGGAGCAUUCGGGUCGGCUCUGCUGGUGAGGCACAGGCUUGAGAAUAAGAGGUAUGUGUUGAAGAAGAUCCGUUUGGCUCGCCAGACCGAUAGGUGCCGUCGAUCUGCUCACCAGGAAAUGGAGCUCAUUUCCAAAGUAAGAAACCCAUUUAUUGUGGAGUAUAGAGAUUCUUGGGUUGAAAAAGGUUGCUAUGUAUGCAUUGUAAUAGGUUAUUGUGAGGGAGGUGACAUGGCUGAAGCCAUAAAGAAAGCCAAUGGACAUCUUUUUCCUGAGGAGAAGCUGUGUAAGUGGCUCGUCCAGCUCCUUAUGGCACUUGAUUACUUGCAUAAGAGUCAUAUCCUUCACCGUGAUGUAAAGUGUUCAAAUAUAUUUCUUACAAAAGACCAAAAUAUACGGCUUGGUGACUUUGGGCUUGCUAAAAUUUUAACCUCAGAUAAUUUGGCUUGUUCAGUUGUUGGAACUCCUAGUUAUAUGUGCCCAGAACUUCUUGCUGAUAUACCUUAUGGCUCUAAGUCUGAUAUCUGGUCUCUAGGCUGUUGUAUCUACGAGAUGACUGCUCUGAAGCCUGCAUUUAAUGCUUUUGAUAUGCAGGCUUUGAUAAACAAAAUCAACAAGUCCAUAGUGGCUCCUCUACCAAGUUCAUACUCCGGUGCAUUUAGGGGACUCAUUAGAAGCAUGCUGAGAAAAAGCCCUGAACAUAGGCCAAGUGCUGCAGAACUGCUCAAACAUACACAUCUUCAACCUUAUGUGUUUGAAGUCAAUCUAAAGUCUAGCCCUACAAGGAAUAUGCUCCCUAUUCACCUUUCUACGAGCAACAUAAGGAGAAUUAGAUUUCAAGAUGAUGAAGAUGACUCUAUGUAUGAUGACAAGGAGAAAAGAAAAUCUUUAGGCAAUGAGAGGAUCCUAAAACUGAGCAAACAUUUGGAGCAAGGCUCGAUAUAUUCGACUCAGACUAUUAAGGAUUUUCCAAACUAUCUGGACCAAGGGAUAAAGGAUCUUUCAAUUGGCAUUAGUCAAUUUGGGGAGAUUAGUGACAAAAGAAUCAGUGAGAAGCACUCAGGUACUCUGAAGACCCCAAUGUACAAGCCUGCUAAAACCUUCAUGACUCCUAGGAUGCUAGUGGAGCCCUCAGAAUCAUUGCACACUGGACCAAGGCAUCAAUCACUUGCAUUUCUAUCUCCAUCAGAUGGAAUUGGCAAACCUUCUCGAAGAGCUUCUCUUCCUUUAGCUACAUUCGAGUCUCAUCCUACAUGCAAUCUCAGCAUUCUCCGCCGGGCAGAAUCCCCCGAUGUCUCAGUCAACUCCCCUCGAAUAGAUAGAAUUGCAGAAUUCCCAUUAGCUUCAUCAUCUGAAGAUCCUUUUUUAUCGAUUCGGAAACUCUCCUCAGCUCACGGCUCCUCUUCAGCCACCCCACACCAUGCAGACCACUCAAUCACCAAGGACAAGUGCACUUUCCAGACUUUCCGAACUGAAGGUGACAAUGGGAGCGAUUCUUCAGACAGGAAUCCAACAGCUGCAGAUGCUUCUAGUCGGGGAUCAUCAGACGCAAGGCAGAGGAGGUUCGACACCUCGUCGUACCAGCAGCGGGCAGAGGCCCUGGAGGGGUUGCUUGAAUUCAGUGCUCAGUUGUUGCAGCAGGAGAGGCUUGAGGAGUUGGGGGUGUUACUGAAGCCAUUUGGUCCUGGUAAAGUCUCCCCAAGGGAGACAGCUAUAUGGCUGGCCAAGAGCUUCAAGGAGACAAUAUUGUGACUCAGUGACUUACUGCCUGCUGCAUAAAGACCCAACUGAAGGAGCUCAUAUACCUUAUCGGCACUAGCUCGCGGAGAUCAUUGCAUCAACUUUGUAAUGUGACGUAGCUUGAUAGGAUGACAAUUUAACUUGAGAUUAGCUGCUGAUACUCUUUCAAACAAAGCAUGUACUGUACUGAUGUCAAUGUUAUUUCAGCUUUUAUAUCAUGCUCUUCUGUU
Molecule: messenger RNA, 2343 nt
Organism: Musa acuminata subsp. malaccensis (wild Malaysian banana)
Lineage: Eukaryota; Viridiplantae; Streptophyta; Magnoliopsida; Zingiberales; Musaceae
Product: serine/threonine-protein kinase Nek2-like
Biological process (GO): protein phosphorylation
Molecular function (GO): ATP binding; protein serine/threonine kinase activity
Source: RefSeq, a predicted model, not a curated record